Linum tenue is the source of this 3817-nucleotide messenger RNA. The record is from the annotation of a GenBank genome assembly. NCBI's taxonomy places the organism in Eukaryota, Viridiplantae, Streptophyta, Magnoliopsida, Malpighiales, Linaceae.
ACCACGGAUCGAAGUAUAUUCCGCCCCUCAACGCACCGUAUCCAUCUUCACCGCUUCCUUCCUUCCGACUCUUCGUCAGCCGGUGGGUGAGAAGGGCUCAGGGCAAAAAAAGCGCACCAACAUCAACGGAACGGAACGCAGAAAGUGAAGCUUCUUCUUGUUUGGCAACAAAUUUCUUUGGCUUUCACUGUACUGUUCCCAAGAAUCCCCGACCUUCCUUCCGGUGCCGGAAGCAGAAUCGGGCAUUUGCCGCCGUCUAAAAAGUGGAUGUUCCCUCUCCAUUGAUCACAUUGUCUGCGUGCGAGCUCGCCGACUGUGCCAAAACCCAAGUCAGUUAAAUCAUGCAACGAGACAUUAGGAAGUGGCUGAUGAAGCCACAUGAUAAAGGCAACGGCAAAGAUGCACAGCCAGCCUCAGCUGAUGCAGAGAAUAAAUCUUCUCCAUUGGAGUCCGAUCCUGAACCUCCUGUGAAGGUUGAUCAGCAAAGUGCAGGUAGAAGGAAAACCAGCAAAUACUUUGCGGAUAAACAGAAGCCGAAAGAGGAAAAAGAGGUGGUGACAACCCCAGCAAAGAGAAAGGCUCAGGGUGAUGGUAGUCCAAAUGUGAAAACAACACCUCCUAGGAAGAUGCAGAAAGUUAAUGAUGACGAUGAAGAUGAUGAUGACUUUGUGGUGCCACGUAAAAAGGUCACAGCUGAGGCCACCCCUAAUAAGAAACUGAAGAGUGGGUCUGGCCGGGGGGUCAGUCAGAAGGCUAUAGAAAUUGAUGCGAGUGACGAAGAUGAAGCUGAGGACACUGAACAACCUCCUAAGGCUGCUGGAAGAGGUCGUGGUGGUAGAGGUCCAGCUGGGGCUUCAGCUGGUGGAAGAGGCAGAGGUGGUGGCCGUGGUGGAUUUAUGAACUUUGGUGAAAGGAAAGAUCCUCCACAUAAAGGAGAAAAGGAAGUCCCAGAGGGUGCUCCCGACUGCUUAGCUGGUUUAACUUUCGUAAUAAGUGGCACUCUUGAUAGUUUGGAAAGAGAAGAAGCGGAAGAUUUGAUUAAACGCCAUGGAGGUCGCAUUACUGGAUCUGUCAGCAAGAAAACGAGUUUCCUUCUGUGUGACGAGGAUAUCGAGGGGCGAAAAUCUGCCAAAGCUAAAGAGCUUGGCACUCCAUUCCUUACGGAGGAUGGUCUUUUUGAUAAGAUUCGCUCAUCGAAACCUGCAAAGGUGCCAGCAAAAGAAGUGCCAAAGAGUUCUGUGGAGAAAGCUUCACCCCUCCCCAGGAAAAGUCCUCAAAAAGCAGAAGUGAAGGGUAAAUCUGUAGCACAUUGUUCUGCUGAUAAGGCUUCAGCCAAAGCUGUUUCUCCUGCAAAGAAAAGGCAAACCAUUGAGCACUCCUCACUGCCAUGGACCGAGAAAUAUAGGCCUAAAGUUCCGAAUGACCUAGUUGGAAAUCAAUCUUUGGUUAACCAGCUUCAUACUUGGUUAAAGAGCUGGAGUGAUCAGUUCCUUGGAAAUGGAAAAAAAGUAAAGGGUAAAAACCAAAAUGAUUCUAGUGCCAAGAAAGCCGUGUUACUAAGUGGAACACCGGGAAUAGGGAAAACAACGUCUGCAAAGCUGGUCUGUAAGAUGCUUGGUUUUCAAGCAAUUGAGGUCAAUGCAAGUGAUAGUCGCGGGAAGGCAGAUUCCAAAAUAGUCAAAGGAAUUGGUGGAAGCAAUGCAAACUCCAUAAAGGAACUUGUCAACAAUGAAUCUCUGGGAUCUAGAAUGGACAGGCUACAACAUGAAAAGACAGUUCUCAUCAUGGAUGAGGUAGAUGGGAUGUCUGCAGGAGAUAGAGGUGGUGUGGCUGAUCUUAUUGCUAGCAUAAAGAUCUCCAAAGUGCCUAUUAUCUGUAUCUGUAACGAUCGAUACAGUCAGAAGCUAAAAAGUCUUGUAAAUUACUGCCUGCCUUUGAACUUCCGCAAACCUACAAAACAACAGAUGGCAAAGAGGUUAAUGCAGAUUGCAAAUGCCGAAGGACUUAAAGCUGAUGAGAUCGCCCUUGAGGAACUCGCAGAAAGAGUGAACGGAGACUUGCGGAUGGCAGUAAAUCAAUUGCAGUACAUGAGUCUUUCCAUGUCGACUAUUCAGUACAGCGACGUGAAGCAACGCCUUCUAAGCAGUGCAAAGGAUGAAGAUAUCUCACCAUUUACAGCCGUCGAUAAGCUGUUUGGCUUUAACGGAGGGAAGCUGCGAAUGGAUGAGCGGAUUGACCUCAGCAUGAGUGAUCUAGAUUUGGUCCCUCUUUUAAUUCAGGAAAACUAUAUUAACUACAGGCCUAGUGUUGCUGGGAAGGAUGAAAAUGGGAUAAAACGGUUGAACUUGAUUGCUCGUGCUGCAGACUCGAUUGCAGAUGGCGAUUUAGUAAAUGUACAGAUCCGAAGACAUAGACAGUGGCAGCUCUCCCAGGCCAGCUCCCUAGCAUCUUGCAUCAUCCCUGCUGCAUUAUUACAUGGGCAGAGGGAGACCCUUGAACCGGGGGAAAGGAAUUUUAAUAGGUUUGGAGGCUGGCUAGGAAAGAACUCAACUAUGGGAAAGAAUGUGAGACUAUUGGAGGAUCUACAUGUUCAUCUUCUUGCAUCUGGGCAAUCAAAUAUGCGGAGGGGUGCUCUUCGGCUUGAUUAUAUUACGCUUCUCCUGAAACAAUUGACUGAUCCUCUGCGAAUGCUGCCCAAGGAUGAAGCAGUAGAUAAGGUUGUGGAGUUCAUGAAUGAAUACUCAAUAAGUCAGGAAGACGUGGAGACAAUUAUCGAGCUGGCUAAAUUUAAGGGGCAUCCAAACCCAUUGGAUGGUGUUCCAUCGGCCGUUAAAGCAGCUUUGACGAGAGCAUACAAAAACAGAUCAGGAUUGGUACGCGCUGCAGAUAUGGUCCCAGUCCCCGGGAUUAAAAAGGGCCCUAAGAAGCGCAUUGCAGCAAUGUUGGAACCAUCUGAUGAAGGUUUAGAGGAGGAAAAUCUUGAUGCAGUUGAUGCGACCGAUGAAGAGAACUCUUCUGACACGGAGGAUCAAGAAAGCACUCUUGAUGGGGCGAAACUGCAGAGUAGCCUGCAAAGUUUAAACUCCAAAGGAAUAAAAGUUGAGAUGGAACUGAAGGGUGCCCCUAAUUCAAAUGGGAAGAAGAAAGCGGGAGGUCGAGGUAAAGGGGCAUCGGCUGCUGGUUCAGCAGAAAAGAAACCUGCAGGUAGGGGAAGAGGUGGUGGGUCGGGUUCUUCUGGGACUAAGAGAAAGAGAUAGUUAAGAGCUACACCGAAGAUUACCCGUUGAACACACUACCGAGUCCAUGCACUUCUCUACAAGUUGGAUGUAUAAUUGCCUAUUUGGUAACUUGCUGGUGAACUGUAGAUGCAUCUGGCAUUGCAUUGUUCGCCAGACCGAGUUUUCACACGUUAGCCCUUGCUCUUACCCUAGACUGCAAAUUAAAAGAGCUGGUGUGUAGCUGCGAAUCAAAAUUUUCCGCUGCCUAGUACGGAAGAAAGGGUAAAUAGUUUGCCAGUUGGAUAGACUUUCUGGUUUUGGUAAGCUCUUUAGGUGCAAGCAUUGGUUGUUCGCUUAGCUUCUGUACCUUGUUUCUGCUUAUUGAAGUGUGUUGGGACUUGGGAUGGAGCUGAUCUAGGAUUGCACAUUUUGCUUGAAACCUACAUGUUCCUAAAGAGUCUCAACACAGACACUUUGAUGGCUGUUCAUAGAUGUCGUUGGUUACGGGUUAGAACUAAAACCACGACCAUAUCGGUUAAUCUAGUAGUAACCACAGAUCCUAACUAUAGUGAAAAAGAGGCUCUUCGUAAGUUUCGUCC